Synchiropus splendidus (mandarinfish) is the source of this 1843-nucleotide messenger RNA. RefSeq names its product dynein axonemal assembly factor 3-like. Gene Ontology annotation, biological process: motile cilium assembly; axonemal dynein complex assembly. Lineage: Eukaryota; Metazoa; Chordata; Actinopteri; Syngnathiformes; Callionymidae. Bases 416 to 1732 code for a protein of 438 amino acids. The record is from RefSeq and is a predicted model, not a curated record. The transcript is spliced from 12 exons.
ACGGUGACUGAGAGAUAUACUUUUCUAACUGCACUUUUCAUGCCACAGUGGCGCAUUUUCUCACAAUUUCCUGACGAACUGGACGUCAACAUUAACUCGUCAUGACCGAGUUAACGUCACGAAAACGUUCCUUUUCCAUUGAAUCGCUCGAAUGGUGAUCGAGCAUCAGUCUCUCUGUGGGAGCACUCUGACACCUACUGGUCAGAAAAGUCAUUACAGAAGUCAGCACGUGUUGCAACCAAGGCCACUCUUGCGCUGUAUUGUCUUUCGUUUGCAUGCGUUGCCUAGCAACACGGUAAACUUCCUGUUUGGAUGUCGCAGACCCUCACUUUCCGCAGUCGUUCUGCAGUUAAACUAAGGACAGUCCCUUCGACAAGCGCGGGACCGGUGUGGAUCACAGGUCGUUCACUCGAGGAUGAGCGCAGGGCGAGCAACAGAGGGCGCCGGCUGCGUCACGUGGUGGGGCUUCAGUCCUGCGCGCGACCUGCUUCGUUCAGGUCCAGAGAGCCCUGAAGGUGAAAUCAACAUGUUACUGGUCGGCAGUGCCGACCCCCGGCAUAUUCUGAAGACUAUCGCUGGUUUGAGAGACGAGGACACUCUCAAUGUGUGGUUGGUGGAAAGCAGCAUGGAGGUGGUGGCACGGCAGAUGCUGCUCCUCUACCUCGCUCUGAUUCCACUGGAGAACAUGGGUCUCAAUGAGAAGGCGGAGUUUUUCCUGGAGGUGUUCGGGAACUGUGAAAUCCGGAGUGCCACCGAGGAAACUCUGAAACGUAUGGCGUCUGAGCUGAUGCUGGGUGUGACCAGCACGCUGGACACACCUGCGCACCCCUGUAUGAACACCACCCUGCUGAAGUUCAAGGAACGGGACGAGCUGGACAGGAUUUUCAAGUCGUGGAUCAAACCGCAGUCUAAAAUCAUCAUGUCCAAAGCUUGGGACUAUCGGGUUCGACAGCACCUGGGGACGAGAUACGACUCCAAGAGAGGCUGCUUCGACUGGGAUCUGACGAUGAAGCUGCACCAGAAAGGAUGCGGAACAAUAAACCGCCAACAGUACGCUCAAUGGAGGGAACGAGGUUUGGCCUUUGAAUUGAGGGAAGGCAUUUACCGAACAAACAACCCAUCCAUGAUCUCGUCAAGAAUAUUUCAAAAAGGAGGCAAGAUUGCGGUGAGUGGCUACUGGGGCGACAUCGUGACCGGCCCGUAUCUUUGCUACGGUGUUGAAACGGAUGACAAGAGCAUGCUGGAGACGCGGAACGGGAUCCACAUGAAGACGGCUCAGGACAUCUCCUUCGCCAAUGUGCAGAAACUGUUCCAGUCUCUGACCAGCAGACACUGCUCUGGUUCCUGCACUGCUCCAGCCUCCACAGAGAACAGCCAACCAUCUGUCAGUGUUGGAGAUCUGAUGCAUCUCAAGCACAUCACCAUUAAGUUCUUGCCUCUGGACUCGCUGGAGAAACUCCCAGAAAAGCAGAAAUACAGGGACUUCUUCAACGUUAUCUUCUUCUCAGCCAGCUCUGUGGCACAUUUGGGCUCGCCGAUGAGACAGAUUGCAGCACCAGAUGCUGUGCUUGUCGUGGAACUGGCAAAAUACGUCUUGGACUUGUCAAAGGAGCAGGAGGCAGGUUUUAAGGAGAAAGUGCAGGGUAUCUCUGUGGAGGCGGGGUUUGAACCGUGCCACCAGCAGGCACUCGCUGAUGAUGCUCUUUCUGUUUUCAUAGCAAAGAAGGAAUAAAUGAUUCUGUUUCUUUAAAAGCUGAUUCACUUGUCUGGCUUUAAUCUUUGUGUGCUGCUGUAACAACCCAAAUUUCCCCGUGGUGGGAAGAAUAAAGGCAGUCAAAUCUAA